AUGAGCUCCAAAACAACUGCAGACGAUGGGCGAGAGCUCGAGCGUCAAGACGCCAUUAUCAACAGAUGGCUGACAGAGAGAGUCCCGAUAUUCUGCGAUCUCGUUACGCUGCAAGAUAAGAUAUGGCAACUGCCAGAGGCGGAUGCGCACUUUGCUCCACCCGGCAAUGCGGAUUGGAUACAACAGACUAUCUUCAACAUUAUGACAGAUAUCAGCGACGAACUGCAGAUGGAGAAACGUAUCAUUCCGUCAGACACAACAGAACAAUUUGCGGUUCUCGAUCUCUCUGAUUUUGGCCCUUCAGAGGAUCAGAGCGGGGGGGACACUGGUCAUUCUGCUCCACCGACUGAGCAGCUGGCGAAACUGAGACUCCUUCAGUCGUUCAGUCUCUUUGCGGAUAUCGAGCUGUUCAAACCCAAACGGAAGCGUGCGACCAGGAACUCGUUUUAUCUUGUGGCAAAGCACGUAAAUCCGCAGCACCCUGAGGCUCUCCGGACAUUAGAGACAUGGAAGUGGGCCUGGUGGACAGCGACUGUAAAGGAUGGAUGCGGAGAAGACUCGAUCAAAACGCCGAAGGAAGCUAUUGGGGAACCGGAAAGUAUAGAAAAGGUGCUGGAGGAGUUCGGAGAUGUACUGAUUCGCCUGGGCGAACCGAUUUGGAGGAUUCAGGAGGCACUGGAAAGAGCACCCUUUGACCGAGGCUUUCGAAGAUAA
Messenger RNA from Rasamsonia emersonii CBS 393.64, 714 nucleotides. RefSeq lists its product as uncharacterized. Bases 1 to 714 code for a protein of 237 amino acids. Lineage: Eukaryota; Fungi; Ascomycota; Eurotiomycetes; Eurotiales; Trichocomaceae. The record is from RefSeq and is a predicted model, not a curated record. The transcript has 3 exons.